This is a messenger RNA of Dermacentor silvarum, 673 nucleotides long. RefSeq lists its product as uncharacterized. Bases 13 to 621 code for a protein of 202 amino acids. The record is from RefSeq and is a predicted model, not a curated record. The transcript has 8 exons. Lineage: Eukaryota; Metazoa; Arthropoda; Arachnida; Ixodida; Ixodidae.
GAGACCGAAAAGAUGAAUCCACUUAUGUGCAGUAUUCUUCCCGUCUUGAUGAUCAUCUUUUCUACAACAUCGGCAAGCCCCUGUUCAAGGGGACUGGUGUGCGGCUUCAGGGAAGAACCAACUUGUCCAAACCCCCAAAGGCCAUGCAACUGUAAAUGUGGUCCUCCAGGUCAAGGUUCUUCAUCGGGCUAUCCGACUUAUGUCCCUCCUGCACCUCGACCUUCACCAUGCAAUGGAAUAACUGUUGGAGUUGCAUCUGAAACCUUUAUUGAAGACGAGCUUGGCAUGACUCGUUGUCCAACGCACAGUUGUGGCUGCGACCAGAAAGUUACUUGUUUACAUAGAGGAGGCUCGUGCAUAUGCAAGUGCGCGACAAAAUACGAACACUGCUCGCGUCCAUGGAAAUCUACUUGCGAAGUCGUCUAUUGCCGUGGCGAACAUACAAGAAGGUGCUUGUGUACCUGUGUUAGAGGGCCGCCUGUCCAUUCUCCGAGCCGUCCCUGCUGUAACCAAGUACCCAGACCAUCCUCAAACUCACCUUGCUGCCCCAAUGGAGGCAUAUUCAACACCCGUCCAGUUCAACCACGGCCCUGUUGUCAGCCAAUCGGAGGGGGCCGCUGAUUUAUCUAAGAAAGUGCAACAAGCGAUUUCAAUAAAUAUAACCCCCAGGAAA